Parnassius apollo (apollo) is the source of this 2109-nucleotide messenger RNA. Lineage: Eukaryota; Metazoa; Arthropoda; Insecta; Lepidoptera; Papilionidae. The record is from the annotation of a GenBank genome assembly.
AUGCGUUCAGUUGUAGAAAUAGGGGCUAGUGUCCCUGCGUUCUUGGGAAAAUUAUGGAAAUUGGUUAAUGAUUCAGAAACCAAUCAUUUGAUUUCAUGGAGCCCCGGUGGAAAAACCUUUGUUAUCAAAAACCAAGCAGAGUUUGCCCGAGAGCUUUUGCCAUUGUAUUAUAAACACAAUAAUAUGGCUAGCUUUAUUCGACAAUUAAAUAUGUAUGGUUUUCAUAAGAUUACUUCAGUUGAAAAUGGAGGUUUAAGAUAUGAAAAGGAUGAAAUUGAAUUUUCUCAUCCUUGUUUUAUGAGAGGUCAUGCUUACUUACUGGAACACAUUAAGAGAAAGAUUGCUAAUCCCAAGACAAUUGUAGCUAGCAGUGAAGAUGGUGAAAAAAUUCUGCUUAAGCCAGAAAUUAUGAAUAAAAUGUUGGCAGAUGUUAAACAGAUGAAAGGGAAACAGGAAAGUCUUGAUGCCAAGUUCAGUGCAAUGAAGCAGGAAAAUGAAGCUCUCUGGCGGGAGGUAGCAAUUCUGAGGCAAAAGCAUAUUAAGCAGCAACAAAUUGUUAAUAAUCUUAUACAAUUUUUAAUGUCGUUAGUACAACCAACAAGGCCACCAAACUCUAAUGGUAAUAAUGUUGGUGUGAAGAGACCAUAUCAGUUGAUGAUCAACAGUUCAGCACAUGUUACUUCAAGUGACAGCUCUUACUCAAGCAAAGCAAAGAAUAUGAAAUUGGAUAAAGAUAUUGCUUUAGAAGAAAUAAGCGAAGAUAAUUUGGAAGAUGGGCCAACCAUACAUGAAUUAGCGCAUGAUGACAUAUUGCAUAAUGAAGCUUCACAAGACUCCUUAGACCCCGCUUCAUUUGUGACCGUUGACAUGACUUCUAAUCCUGCAAUAUUUGCCGGUCAAAACAACACUGAACCUUCAGCAUCUAUACAAUACCAUGUCACAAUGGAAGAUGGGGAUGAAGUGGAUACUGAUAGUAAAAUGUUAUAUCCAGCCAGUCGCACAAAAAGUGUCAAAACAACUACAGGCCCUAAAUCUCUACCAGUUGUUACUUCACCCUCUCCAAACCUGCUAUCACCUACAUCCCCAAAAAUAUUCUUGAUACCACAAAGUAUUCAUGAGCAACCAGCUAAUAACAGUACCAUGACCACACCUAGCACACUUAAACCCAAAGAUAAGAGAAGUGGAAACAAAAAUAUUAUGUCUAGUGGAAAACACUUCCUCUCUCCUAGUAGCUUUAAUACAAUGAAUACGACCGCCGAUCUUAAGUUGCCUGCUGAAAUUUUUGCUAGUGACGAUUCAAUUAGUGAUGCUGGAGUAACAUCUGCUGAUGAUCUAACCGAAAAUAACAUGAUGCAAGAAUCCAUACUUACUGAUCCAGUGAUUUCAAUCUCAAAAGAUGAAAUGCUUGGUGGAAUAAACAUUAAGAUUGAAAAACCAACACAGAAAACUAAGGGCUCAAAAAAGACAAAGAAAUCCAAGGACAGCAAUGCAUGUAACUUGAGUUUAGCCGACAUUAAGACUGAAUUAAAUGAGGAUUUAGACUGGAACAAUAUGAGCCUUGCCACAGUAAAUAAUAACACAAAUGUGAAUAGACUACCGACAGUAAAUAACAUUGAUGAUCAUUUAGAUACUAUGCAAACUGAUUUGGAUUCGUUACGAGAAUUAUUAAGAAGUGAUGGCUAUUCUCUGGAUACAAACACUUUAUUGGGGAAUGCUGAUACAGGCGUAGAAUCUGCGAUGUCUCUCGCCAUUCCUUUCCAUGAGCAAGCCAUGAAUGAUCAUCUAUUUGGAUCCGACGAUCCAUUCUAUGGGCUGUCAUAUAACUCCAAUGAUGAAAGAGCAAAGUCAAACAAUAAUGCUAAGAAGAAAGGUGAGAUAAAUGUAUGCAGUGACGAAACUCGCGCCCAGACCCUGGGUUCUGAGGACGAUGCUGACGGCUAUCAGCUAAUGUCAUAUACAGGAAAUAUUCCGUAUUUUGAGGAUAUAAGUAUUCCCGAAUUGGACGGUGAUAACUCGCGUGACGCUUCAUUGCCACCGAGUCCCAGCAGCUCGACGCUCAACACUCCACAAGUGGAGAUUCGAUCGCCUUCUUAUACACUGAAACCAUGA